Molecule: messenger RNA, 2954 nt
Organism: Pelobates fuscus (common spadefoot toad)
Lineage: Eukaryota; Metazoa; Chordata; Amphibia; Anura; Pelobatidae
Product: rab GDP dissociation inhibitor beta-like
Exons: 11
Coding region: 312-1586 (424 amino acids)
Biological process (GO): vesicle-mediated transport; small GTPase-mediated signal transduction; protein transport
Cellular component (GO): cytoplasm
Molecular function (GO): Rab GDP-dissociation inhibitor activity
Source: RefSeq, a predicted model, not a curated record
UCUGCAGUACAGACUUUUGGGAUGGUGGAGGAGGGAUGAAUAAAUGGAUCAGGGAUCUGCAUAUUCCCAUUGGAUGGUACAAGAUGGAAGCAGGUGAGCUGGUUUACAGAAAGGAUCUUUCUAUCUGGCUGGAUCCCCAACCUGCUAGAACCUGCAGAGAAUGCUGCUGAAGUGCUUUAUGCAGUGUCCUAGUGUCUGUGCACAGAGCAAGCCUGCCUAAUGAUACACUUGCGCUGUGUUUCCUGAGGAUAAAGCCCUGGUAUCCCUGGAUCUGAAUAUAUAUUUGCAAGGAAUGUGUAUUAUCUGGAAUAAUGUCUGUGAAUGGGAAAAAGGUUUUGCACAUUGAUCGGAAUCAUUACUAUGGAGGGGAAAGUGCAUCAAUCACGCCACUCGAAGAGCUGUAUCGAAGAUUUAAUGUCAUCGGACCUCCAGAACCAAUGGGUAGAGGGAGAGAAUGGAAUGUGGAUCUCAUUCCAAAGUUCCUGAUGGCCCAUGGGCAGCUGGUGAAAUUGCUUCUCUACACGGAAGUGACUCGAUAUAUUGACUUCAAAGUGGUUGAUGGGAGUUAUGUCUAUAAAUCGGGGAGGAUUCACAAAGUCCCAUGCACAGAGGAUGAAGCUCUGGCUUCAGACCUACUGGGUAUAUUUGACAAGAGACGAUUUAGAAAAUUCUUAGUUUUCGUGGUAAACUUCAAUGAGCAUGACGCAAAGACGCACCAAGAUAUUGACCCCAAAAAGAUGACCAUGCGGGAGCUCUAUAGAAGGUUUGACCUGGGUCCAGACAUUAUGGCCUUCACUGGUCAUGCUCUCGCCUUGUACAGAACUGAUGACUAUUUGGAUUUGCCAUGUUUGGAGACAAUUAACCGGAUCAAACUGUACUACGAAUCUUUGACUAAGUACUGUAAGAGCCCUUAUCUAUACCCACUGUAUGGACUGGGAGAGCUACCUCAGGGAUUUGCAAGGCUGAGUGCUCUGUAUGGAGGGAUCUACAUGCUCAAUAAACCUGUGGAUGAGAUCAUAAUGGAAAAGGGACACGUGGUUGGUGUGAAGUCUGAGGGAGAGAUUGCACACUGUAAAAAGUUAAUUUGUGACCCCAGCUAUGUACCUGACCAGGUGAAGAAGAUUGGACAAGUUAUACGAGUUAUAUGCAUACUCAGCCACCCCAUCAGGAACACCAAUGAAUGCACGUCUUGCCAAAUCAUCAUCCCCCAGACACAGGUCAACAGAAAAUCAGAUAUCUACGUCUGCAUGGUAUCUUGCUCGCACUGUGUGGCAUCGGACGGAAAAUACGUUGCUAUAAUUAGCACCACUGUGGAAACAGAGAACCCAGAGAAAGAGAUCCAGCCAGCCAUCGAAUUACUGGAACCUAUUGAUCAAAAAUUUGUCACGAUAGCAGAUCAGUACAUCCCAAAGCAUGAUGGGAUCAAGAACCAGAUUUUUAUCUCACGAUCAUACGAUGCUACAACUCACUUUGAGACAACUUGUGACGACAUUAAAGACAUCUUCAAAAGAAUGACAGGUGCUACUCUGGUCUUUAAAGACAUGUUGAGUGCAGACACAGAAAUGUGCAAGCAAGACAUACAGUGACAUCAAAAUGUUUAUUUUUAUUUCUAAUUAUGUAAUAUAUUUUGAUCCACUGCCUUUACUGCACCCUGUUGUAUGCAGCAGUUGUGAUUUUGUUUCCUUUUUUGCAAUCUAUGUUUCCUGUUCAUGAUUUUUCUUCCGAUAGUCAAUGGUAGAUUUUGUUUCAAUGUCUAUUGUCACAGAUAAAUGAUAAUAUGUUGCAAAAUGAUUCUGCUUUUCUUGUGUAAUUAUAAGUAACACAUUCUCUGGUUCCAUAGUUUAGAAUAUAUUUUCCAACGGGGCAACCACAGUUUAUAAAAUAUUUAUAUCAGAAAGAUUAUUGCAAGUUAAAUAAAAAUGAACUGUUAUAAUCUUUGAAUUAAAAAGUUAAUCGACACGGACACAUACCCAGUUUCUUAAAACAAUUUAGACAGAACAGUUAAAAAUUGAAUGUAGAUGCAAUCUGGUAACACUUUGCAUAGCAUGAAUACUGAACAUGGAACUCACAACUUUUUCUGUGCGUGUGGUCAGCAAGGAACUUCAUAAAAUAUGCCAUCUCAAGCAGAUCUAGAUUACCCAUAGACCCAGGGGCUCAGUUAAUUGGUACCCUAGGAUCUCACCUACAAGGGGGGACAGUCCAUAUUUUGGGACCAAAUCUAUCUGUCCCUCUUGUUCUAUCUGAAUGUCUCUCUUUCCUAGAAGCUCUGUAUUGUUGAUGUGUCUAAGUGUAUAACAGAGCUUCACAGCAAUAAUACUCCUAGUAAUGCAUCUUUAAAGAACAAGAAACGUGUUUAGAAUUUAGUGUGUGUAAAUAAGAUACAUUGUUCUUGUUUUAAAUAACAUUUUAGUUGCAUAAAUUGUUAUUAGUAAGUCAACUAAAAUUUCUCAGUGCAGCCCUGACCCUGGCCACACACCCCACUCACACCCCUAAAAUGAAAAUGCCCCCUUUGUCUACCUGAAAUUUUGGGAGGUAUGCAUUAGGCUGGCAGAACUAUUCAUGGUGCAUUUCUGAGCUGACUGCUAGGGAGCUGUAAAGCAUACGAUGGCUUGAAUUCUCAGAUCUUUGUGUUUGCCAAUUGUGUUCUCUGCAUCCUAAAAAUGGAGCCCUCCUAAAUAGUAUUUCAUAUCAUGGAAGCCAGCAUCGUGAUGACCAAAUUCUUAAUAAUGUAACAGAAGCAGCGAUAUUCCGGCCUGAAACUCCUGGAUCUAUCAUUCCCUACAUUGUAUCAUUAGGGAUGGCCCUCAAAGCCAUAAAUGCAUAUGGGAAAGGUGAAGGGGACACAUUAUGAGAGAAGUAUUGAGUCACAGAGAAGCAUAAAUUACAUAUAUUUGUAGAAAAUUCCUCAUAUUUUCAUUUUAUAAAAUAAAAUGCUGUAUUGUCUGUUCACUAAA